UCAUGUCGUCUCCUCCACAGUAAAGACAACACAAGGUCGUAGUAGCAGCAGUUUGCCGCAGAUAUGAUGUCUCUAGCUGCCCGGUCAGGGGCAUUUUCCCCUUACAUGCAGGCUACAGCUGUUACCGUUGCGGGUCCCCUGCAAGCUCUGGUACCCGGGGUUGUUGUAAAGGGAGAGAAUAAUUUGAUCAACCCGAAAAAGCAGUUCCUGUGCCGUGAAUCUCUUAACGGUCAAAGUCCAAAGACGGGGCCUGCUGUGACAGUUAGCAUAAAUGGUUGUGCAGGAGUCCGAUUUGCCCACACAGACAUCAGGAUACCAGACUUCUCUGACUACAGGCGCCCAGAGGUGCUCGACCCCAGUAAGUCCUCCCAGGAGAGCAGUGAAUCCAGAAGAAUCUUCUCUUACCUGGUCACUGGCGCCACAACCGUGGUAGGUGUCUACACCGCCAAGACGGUGGUCAGUCAGUUUGUUUCUUCCAUGAGCGCCUCAGCUGACGUCCUGGCCCUGUCGAAGAUCGAAGUCAAGCUGAGCGACAUCCCCGAAGGCAAGAACAUGACCUUCAAAUGGAGAGGCAAACCGCUGUUCGUCCGUCACCGCACAGAGAAGGAGAUUGCCACAGAAGUCGGCGUGAACAUAGCAGAGCUGCGCGACCCGCAACACGACAAUGACCGGGUGAUCAAGCCCAGCUGGGUCAUCGUCCUCGGGGUGUGCACUCAUCUGGGCUGUGUGCCCAUCGCCAACGCCGGCGACUACGGAGGUUACUACUGCCCCUGCCACGGCUCUCACUAUGACGCCUCGGGCCGCAUUAGGAAAGGCCCCGCCCCCCUGAACCUGGAGGUUCCCUACUACGAGUUUAUAGACGACGAAACUGUAAUGGUUGGAUAAGUAACACUCCACCAACUGAGCGCUCAUUGUACAACAGCUUAAGUGUAAUAAUGCUGUGUAGAACUGUUCACAUCAAUUACAUCUGCUACAUGUGGAAAUGUUAAGCUCGCUGCAGGUUUUUCUUCAGUGUCAUAAUCCUCUCGGCCUGUUGUAUUUAAUGUAACGCAAUCACUUUGCUUUGGUCUUUGAAAUUGAAAUUGAAAUGCAUUUAGAAGGUGUCUGAGUUAUAGGUUAACACUGGGAAGAUGCCAUCCACUCUGCUUUUCUUAACCCUGAAUGUCAUGUGGACAUGAAAUAAAAACAUCCUAUUAAGUUAUAUUCCAUCUAAUUAGCUGAGAUUGUGUUCAGGUCUAGUUAAUAAAGAUUUCUAUUUUAUUUGACAA
Cottoperca gobio is the source of this 1268-nucleotide messenger RNA. RefSeq names its product ubiquinol-cytochrome c reductase, Rieske iron-sulfur polypeptide 1 (gene uqcrfs1). Gene Ontology annotation, molecular function: 2 iron, 2 sulfur cluster binding; quinol-cytochrome-c reductase activity. The record is from RefSeq and is a predicted model, not a curated record. Gene Ontology annotation, cellular component: membrane. Bases 64 to 885 code for a protein of 273 amino acids. NCBI's taxonomy places the organism in Eukaryota, Metazoa, Chordata, Actinopteri, Perciformes, Bovichtidae. The transcript has 2 exons.